This is a messenger RNA of Topomyia yanbarensis, 3630 nucleotides long. RefSeq lists its product as uncharacterized. Bases 1 to 3630 code for a protein of 1209 amino acids. NCBI's taxonomy places the organism in Eukaryota, Metazoa, Arthropoda, Insecta, Diptera, Culicidae. The transcript has 2 exons. The record is from RefSeq and is a predicted model, not a curated record.
AUGGUAAGCUGCAACGAUUGUACAUUAUGGGCUCAUUUUAAGUGUGCGGGAGUCACGGACGAAGUGAGAGACGUGGAUUGGUUUUGCCCAACGUGUACCAAAUCCAGAGAAGCACACUUGCGUGUUCCGAAGAACAAGAAAGAUUCUAAGAAAGGCUCUUCGAAAAGCGAAACGGACUCGGUUCGAAGUGCAGGUUCUACUGUUGGCCAGCAUGUGGAACAGCUGGAAAUGGAACAAGCAGCGAGGGAGAAGGAAUUCUCAAUGCAGAUAGCACUUCGAGCGAAACGUAUAGAGAUGAACAAAUGUUGGAUGGAAAAGCAAUUACAGAUGGAAAAAGAUAUGCGCGAACGGGAACUCAAGAUGGAGCGAGAGAUGCAGAAUCUGCAAUUGAAACAGGAGCAGGAAUUGCUAGACCGACAGCUGGCUGCAGAACGGGAGUUUUUUAAAAAGCGAGAUGCAAUUCGACAGCAAGUGAAAACGAGUCGGAAGAAACUCGGAAAGAUAGCGGAAGGAUCUACCCCCGGCGUGAAAAACAUGACGGACUCGGCAACAAUUAGCACAAAGAAGGUUCAAAGUUGGCUCUCAAAGCAGGAGCAGAAGGAGGUCAAGCCUACGGAAGAUUUUCGGGGAGCGUACUCGAAAGGAACGAAAUCGAUUCACGAAGAACAGGACGAUAAUGUUUCACUUGAGUCCCACGAUGAUCAAGAGGGAUCGGAUGAGGAAUGCGGAGAUGAGGAAUGCAGUUCUACUCGGCAAAAUUUGGAGAAAGACAAGGCUGCGGACCCAGAAGCAAGCGUGAUCACGUCGAGAAAUGUAGGGCAUAACGGGCCGGGGCAGCGAAUAGUCAGAGUGACGAAAGAGCAACUGGCUGCCCGGCAGGCAAUUUCGAAACACCUUCCAACGUUCAGAGGUGAACCAGAAAUGUGGCCGCUGUUCAUCAGCAGCUUCGAAUACACCACCGAAGCUUGUGGAUUUUCGAACAUCGAUAAUCUUAAACGUUUGCAAGACAGUUUGCAGGGGGACGCCCUUGAAGCCGUCAGAGGCAGACUAGUACUUCCAGACUCGGUACCAGACGUUAUUAGAGAUCUGCGAAAUCUUUUCGGAAAGCCCGAAAAGCUGUUGAAAACGUUGUUGAUGAAAGUGCGCAAUGAUGUGUCCCCCAGAAGCGACCGUUUGGAAACGUUUAUUCGUUUCGGGAUUACCGUUAAACAACACCUAGAGGCAGCUCAACUGAACGACCACUUGAAUAACCCCAUGUUGGUGCAAGAAUUGAUGGAAAAAUUACCGCCGAGCUAUAAGUUGGAAUGGGUACGAUUUAAGCGCGGUAAGCAUGAUACACCGUUAAGAAUAUUUACCGAUUUUAUGACGGACAUAGUGUCCGAUGUUUCUGAAAUCUCAGAUUUUUCCGACUGGUCGCGAAAUGACUCGGGCCGGUUCGCAAAAGAAAAACCUAAGAAGAAAGAGUUUGUUCACAUUCACGAUUCCGCUACUAAUCGAAGUUGUGACCCUCAGAGGGCUACCGCCGGUAAACCAACAAGGUUCUGUAAGCGAUCAGAUCAUAAAAUACGUUCCUGUGAAGAUUUUAAGAAUAUGACAAUUGGUGAACGAUUGAAGGCAGUAGAAACACUGAAGCUAUGCGGUCUGUGUUUGAACAACCAUGGAAACAGUCGCUGUAAUUUCAAGCUGCGUUGCACGGUGAAAGAUUGCGGUGGUAAUCAUCAUUACCUGUUACAUAGAAGAGAAGAAUUAGUCCAAGUUAUGGAAGUUUCGUGCAAUGCACACAAAAGCUUGUGUCGUGGAGUAAUUUUUCGCAUGGUUCCGGUUACGCUCUCCGUGGGGGAGCUGAGUUUCAACACAUGGGCGUUCUUGGAUGAAGGUUCAUCUAGCACAUUAAUCGAAGAAGCCAUUGCUAAGCGUUUGAGAGCUAAGGGUGAGACCGAACCACUGAUCGUGACGUGGACCAAUGAUAUCAAAAGACACGAGAACUUUUCACGCAAAAUUAAUCUGACGUUAUCUGCACAUGGUUGCCGUGAUAAGUUCCAUUUGGAAAACGUUCGCACAGUAUCAGAGUUGGUACUGCCAAAGCAGAGUGUGCGAUUUGUUGAACUUGCAACAAAAUAUCAACAUCUAGCCGGACUACCGGUGGCCGACCACACGUCACAGGAGCCGACGAUAUUAAUCGGACUUGACAACUUGCACUUAUUCGCACCGUUGGAGUCACGUGUUGGUAAGCCCGGUGAGCCAAUUGCCGUGAGAUCAACGUUGGGUUGGACAGUGUACGGUCCGGAAACAUGCAAAUCAACUGCGAAAACCUUUCUCAAUCUGCAUGUAACGAAAACAGUGACAAACCAAGAGCUUCACGAUAUUAUGCGGUCUCAUUACGUGUUGGAUGAAACGGGCAUCACCUCGUUCGGAAUACCAGAAUCAAUGGAAGACCAACGAGCACGAGCAACGCUACAAGCGACUACGGUGCGGGUUGGCGAUCGUUUCCAGACCGGGCUUCUGUGGCGAGAAAAUGAACGACGGUUUCCUGACAGUUUUCCAAUGGCUGUGCGUAGGCAGAAGGCGUUGGAAAAGAAGCUGGAGAAAACUCCUAAACUGGAAGAGAAUGUAUUCCAGCAGAUAAUAGAUUAUCAACGUAAGGGCUACGCUCAUCAGGCUACAGCUGAGGAGCUCGCAGGUACACCACAAUCAGCCGUUUGGUAUCUGCCUUUGAAUGUAGCAUUAAAUGCUCGAAAGCCGGAUAAAGUUCGUUUAGUUUGGGAUGCUGCAGCAUCUGUCGCUGGUGUGUCGCUCAACACAGAGCUCCUCAAGGGCCCGGACAUGUUGGUAGCGCUUCCUGGCGUGAUAAGUCGCUUUCGUGAGAGACCAGUCGCGUUUGGAGGAGACAUUGCUGAGAUGUAUCACCAGAUUCGUGUUAGACCAGAGGAUAGAUCAGCGCAGCGUUUUUUGUUCCGGGCAGAUCCGAAUGAAACACCGAAGGUAUAUGUCAUGGACGAAGAAUUUCCGGAAGCAACAGAGGCGAUAGUUCAGCGCCACUAUAUGGAUGACUAUUUUGAUAGUACGGACACGGUUGAGGAAGCGAUUAAGCAUGCAAAAGAUGUACAUUUCAUCCACGCGCAAGGUGGUUUUCAUAUAAGAAACUGGGUUUCCAAUUCAGAAGAGUUUUUGAGAGAGAUGGGCGAGAGGAGUGCUGACACAACGGUGCAUUUCGAUCGGAACAAAACUUCCGAUUACGAGCGUGUUCUGGGCGUUGUAUGGGAACCAAAACUGGAUAGCUUUUCUUUCUCGACACCACCCAACGAAAGGUUUCAGCAGCUUGUUCGGAGUGGGGAGCGUCCAUCGAAACGAAUGGUGCUAAGUUGUGUAAUGGCACUCUUAGAUCCAUUGGGUCUCCUUUCCCCGUUUACCGUGCUUGGACGGAUGUUGGUGCAAGAUAUCUGGCGGACAGGUUGCGAUUGGGACGACCGUAUCGACGAUGUGUCCUUUCAAAAGUGGACGCGCUGGUCAAAGCUGCUUUCAGACGCCAAAGCGUUUAACAUACCGCGAAGCUAUUUCGGAAGUGCCAAAGCUGGUGAAAUAGAAGAUUUACAGCUUCACAUCUUCACUGAUGCCAGCGAGACGGCGUAG